This is a messenger RNA of Strigops habroptila (Kakapo), 9154 nucleotides long. It is a transcript of the gene SLC66A3, whose product is annotated as solute carrier family 66 member 3. The transcript is spliced from 8 exons. The record is from RefSeq and is a predicted model, not a curated record. NCBI's taxonomy places the organism in Eukaryota, Metazoa, Chordata, Aves, Psittaciformes, Psittacidae. The coding region runs from base 592 to 1428 and encodes 278 amino acids.
UGACGAGUACAGAAGUUUCUAAGACUGUGCUUUACUAAUUUUGUGUAUAACUGUGUAUGAAACACCACUGUCAAAGCUAUGCCAUCGCUGCUGCAGGAACCAGCACCACAACGCGACCUGAAGCCACGGGAGCUGAAGCACAGGUGACUCCACUUCGUGGCAGAAAACUGAAAUCCAGCCUGUAGCACCAAACCAAGAGCCGAUCUACACCACCCCAUGUGAACACAACCCUCGGCCAACCAUUAACACCAACACAGCAUAUGAUGAUUGCUGGUUUGUGGAUUUUAUUUCAGGUAAUAACGAGUAAGUCCAGGCCCAACGCUCUCAACCUGGAGCUCGUAGCUCCUCGGCCCCGACGCUGGGGAUCGUUACCUGUGGGUAGGCCACAGCCAGCGGUGCGGAGACGGUCCGGGAGACCCGGUUCCCGCACCCACCCGCUCCCCGCCGCGUUGGGCAGCACGGGGACUGGCGGGCGGCCGGCCCCUUCGCCCGGCGGCGGCUGCAGGAAGCAUUCCCCCUUCCUGAGGAAACCGCACCGGCCUCCCCGGGGUUGCCAAGAGCCGCCCUGAGGUUCGGCGAGGCCCGGGGCUGAUGCCGCGCUUGAGACGCCGGCCGCCGGGCCGAGCCCGGCCUUCCUCUCCCCACAGGCCGGGCGGGCUCCGGUCCCCGGGCCCCACGCCCCACGCCCCACGCCCCGGGCAGUGCGGGCGCCAUGAGCGUUCCGUGACGGCUGAGGCCGGGCCGGGCCGUGCUCUCCGCCACACCCCGCCACGCGGCGCGGGUUCCUCACUGCGGGUUGCCGCGAGUGUGCAGCGCAGCAGGAUGGCGCCGACGCUGCUGAACCUGGCCCACUGGAGCACCUGGGCGGUGUGCGCCGUGAUCAAGCUGCCGCAGCUGGCGGCCGUGCUGGCGGCCGGGUCGGCGCGGGGGGUCAGCGCGGGCAGCUUGCUGCUGGAGCUGGCGGGCUUCCUUGUGUUUCUGAGGUACCAGAUCUAUUAUGGUUACCCUCUGCAGACAUACCUGGAAUAUCCCAUCAUCAUUGCACAAGACGUCAUUCUCCUUUUGUGUAUUCUGCAUUUCAAUGGAAACAAGAAACGAGCUUUGUUCUAUGCAGUCACAUUCUGGGGGGGCUGGUAUAUGCUAACACUGCGGAAGUGGAUAAUAGACCUGGCCUUGAAUUUGUGCACAUUCAUCAGUGCGGCCAGUAAGCUGGCUCAGCUGCGGUGUCUCUGGGAGACAAAAGAUUCUGGACAAGUCAGCGCCUUGACCUGGAGUAUGUCUGCAUAUACCUGUGCAACAAGAAUAUUUACAACCAUAAUGACAACGAAUGAUCUCGGGGUUCUCAUCCGUUUCAUAACCAUGCUCAUUCUCAAUAUUUGGGUCACAGCCACAAUCCUGCAGUACAGGAAGACUAAAAAGACUGAUUAGAAGACACUCAUCAGCACACACCACAGUUACCAUCAAAACCCCUGACACAAUUAAGGUUAAACAACAGAAGAAAGGUCAAGGAAGCUCCCUCUCUCUCUAAGCCUGGUAUUCACCCUAAGCAUAUUUAGUACAGUCAUGCUUGUUUUCUCUUAGAAAUAAUUCUGAUAAGAUACUUAAUUUAAGCAGCAUAUUUUUAUUGGUCAUUUAAGACAAACUUCACUAGUAUCACAUUUUCUUUGGAUUUUUUACUAAACGAACAAGGUAUUUCAUGUUUAAAUGUUUAUAUAGUCUCGUAUCACUUCAGUACUUCCUGGUUACAUAUAAGCAAUUUUCUUCAAUUUUGCACCAACAUAGCAACUCAUCUUUCUGCAUCUGCUGGGAGCAUGAAAAACAACAGAUGUUUGUCUUCUUGCAAGCAACUCACUUAGUUCGACAUUAACUAUCUGUAUUUUAGGAUGAAGAAAAUCCAAGUCAAGGCCAAAUCCAAAACCAAGUUCUAAAUGUGUUUUUCUAAGUAAGUCACAAAUCCAGCUGGGACUGUUGUGCUUACAUGAAACACUGAAAUAGUACAACUGUACUAUUGUACAGCUGAUACAAGAUACCCACAGUCACUUUCCUCAAUACACCCAGUUUUGAUUAGGAUAAGAGUAAGAAUUCAGCUCUGAAUUCUAAUUUUUCAACCUGAGCUCUCAUUCACUGAACAUACUUUUUUGGGAACAGCAGACACUAGAAUGUGUAGUAAUUAAUGAAACUUUGAACAGUGUUAAAAACUGCAUUCAGGUGGGAAUUCUUGAACUGAUACCCAGGCUCCCCGAAUGCAGUUCCUAUGGAGAGUGACCUAGCCACACGUGCACUUUUAGGUGCGGCACUGACUCCUCCCCAGUAUCCAAUCACAGUUGUGAUACUGCUCUGUGCUCUGUUAGUUUUUAGCCUGUCUGUGCUAAGUGUGCUGAGGAACAUAAAGGCUUCACUUAAAUUUUUACUUUGCAGAUACUAAUCAAUAUGUAUACUGGCACAGGCUGCCCAGAGACGUUGCUGAUGUGCCAUCCCUGGAGACAUUCAAGGCCAGGCUGGAUGUGCUUCUGGGCAACCUGAUCUAGUUGAAGAUGUCCCUGCUCACUGCAGAGGGGAUGGACUGGAUGACCUUUGAAGGUCCCUUCUAACCCAAACUAUUCUGUGAUUUUAUGAUAUUUAAAAAGGGAAAAGGAAAAUCUUGAGAACUAUUAACAGGGGAUUUUGCUUUUGGAAGUAAUGCCUUUCCAGUCAAAACUCCAAACAAUUUGAUUGUUUGGAGAACAAUCAAAAUUAGUUUUCCAAAAUGAAAAGAUACGGCAUUUCAAGAGUUCUUACAGUUUUAUUGAUGAUUGACAGGUUAAAAUCAUGGCACCCUUGAUCCUGACACCCUUGAAAACUACAGGCAGACUGCACUGAUGUCACUUGAGGCAGGUUUUCCUUCUAAGACAUUGAAUCACAGGGCUGUUGUGGAAGAGGGGGAUGUCCCCUGCAACAGCAAAAGUAGCUGUUUGUGCCAGAGCACACUCCACAGUCAGACCAAGACCUCACCAUCAGAGAGCACAGCUGCUCUGUGAGGUCCCAUUUGAGUGGGAAGUCAUGGGAAGAGGUAUGUCUGUGGACACGAUUUCACAUAUCUCACAUUAUUGAGAGCAAGUUCAGAGAUGAACACUUUUCACUGCUCCAGUAAAAUGUAUAAAUGUUUCUAUGUUGGAUGAGAGAGUAACUACAAAUAUCCUGUUACUAGUUCUACUAAAGCUGUGUUAAGAUACCUGAAGUGGUCUAAAUGGUGGCAGGUGGCAUGUGAUAUAUCUUCCAGGUCUUGUUAAUAAAUGCUAUUCUUCAUGACUAAUUAAUGUCAUUUUUCCAGUUAAGUUCAAUUACAUUUAAUUUUUAUUCUGUUUCCAUAUAUGGAGAGAAAAUUAAAUACUCAUUAUGGGUCAUUAAUGGGCAGCCUUCACCUUAAUACUUGAAACUUGUAUUGACCUGCAAAACGCUAGAGCUCCAGCAUCUUAAAAGGAAAAAAACACACUUCCCAUCUAAUUUACCUAAUUAAAGCCGCCUCUUGAGAAAGAUUCAUGUAGCAAAAGAUUUUUGUAACAAGCCCUCUCUGUUACUGACAUCUUUUAUACUCCUGAGUGAUGCUGUAGCAAAAUGAAGACCUCCAUUUUCGGUUUGAGGAUCAGCACUUCAGAUUGGGUUUUUUUCAUCAUAAAAUGCUGAAAAUGUAUUUAUGAAAUCUUCUCUACAGGUUACUUAACAUAUUUUGAAUAAAGCAUUUUAGAAACCUUGGGAAAAAAGACUGAGGAAAAAAAAACAAGCCUGGGUAAUUCACAAGCUUAAGGUAAAGUAAUUUUGGGGACUUGGAAAUCUGGACCAUGAGUUCUCAUUCAAGCUGCAAGAGAUAUGGAGCAAACCAGAAGGUAGCAGAAGUUCUACACACUCUGUUUUUCCCUCAGAGAACAAUUUCUGCCACUUGGAGAGGCAGACGUACGCUCAAGUCCUGGGCAAGCCCUACAAGAGCGCAGCCCUGUGGUUUUCCAGUACAUAAACCAUAAUCUCCACAGCUGGGUUAAAGGACAAGACACACAGGGAGGAUAAAUCUUGUUAAACUUGUCAUUCAACAGCAUUGGGGCAGGCACAGCAAGUUGUUUGCCACGUAACGCAGUAGCAGCCCAAAGGCAGGCAAGGCCAGACAGCAUUGCGGAUUUACUGCGGCGUGGGUAAGGCAGGAAGUGGCUGUCAUCCCCAGGGCUGGAGGUGACAUGUCUCCAUUGGCAGGUCCUGCUCAAGUGCCCAGUGACACACUCGCUAUCUCGCUACACUGGUUCACAACAUGCUCACAAGGUAAUGUGGCCUUUCCCGUCCUGGUGAGAAAGUGUGGGUCUGUCUGGACUGUCAGAAAGUGUGAGCGUUCUUCACUGUGGGAAGACAAGGUCUGAACUCUAGUGCAGUCCACCAGGUAACCCCAAAUAUCUCCAGCCAUGAAUACGAUGAGCUGCAACAGUGCAUUUGGUAGCAGGUAAGCUACAAACUGCACUGAGCCACACCUCUAACAGUAAGAGGAAACGUUUAUUCUGAGACUCACUACCCCCCAAAAAGAGUGAGGGCACGAUUACAAAGACAGUUGCUGGUCUGAAAGCUAGGAUGCAGACAGUGGAAGACAUGUACAGUUUACUCUUCCCAAAAGCCUAUUUCUGAACUGUCCUCAGUGAACAGGAACAUCCCACACAAAUGCAAACCCAUCCUCUCCACCACUCUACGGGCUUCCAUGUCCCUUAGCACUCUGCGCAGAGACACAUGAUGUAGACAUACCUGUUUCCCUGUGUUAUGCUAAUCCAGCAGAAGAUGUCAGUGCUUGGACUGCUUGGAAGUUCCUGUCCCUGUUUGACCCUUGAGCCUCUUCCGUUGCCUUAUGCUGGGCACGCAGCUGCUCCAUAGCCCGAUUCUGCCAACCUGAACUACUACAGUUUGAGAGAAAGGAGUGCGGUGGGGAAGCGGGGUCACAUCUCAACUGCCAGAGCACAAAGCUGGAUUUUACAGCAGGUUGACUCUUUGGAGAAAGUCGUUCACAAUUAGCUAAAAGGUCCUAAAUAGCUUAUAAUGUGUAGAAAGCCUUCAUUUGCUCCUUUAAGUAAGGUAAAAUUACACUUCCUGGACUGAACAAUCAUUAUCCAUUUAAGGACAUACGUAAUAGGGAAAAAGAAAAAAGGAAAUAACACCUCAGAGCCCACAGGAAGAGCUAUUACAAAAGAAGAGUUACACAGAUGUGGAAAUCAGUUUAAAUGAGGUGGUUUCCCAGCCAUGUCUUUUCUAUUAUGAUAAAUAGUAAUUACUUCCCUGCUAAUUCUUUUCAAGCUCGUUUGUUCCAUCCCUUUCCAGAUUCUUUGGUACUCGAGAUUCAUAUUUAUAAAUGAAGCAGAACAUGAAAUGUUGCCUUCAUCACUAAUAAUGGUCUAACGAUGUCCAGUUUGGAACGUACGCAAGCUGAAAAAAAUCUUAAAAUAGGAUGUUAUUAAAUUCUUGGUUUGUACUGAAUUUAAUUUGCUUGAUUGUGAGCCAGAGUUCUCUAAGACAUUCAAAAGAGUUCUUGGGGAUGAUGGCUGUUGAGGUCACAUAGGUGUCUGGGAGCCACAAUAAAUAUCACCACAAGAACCUGCCAGCUCAUCGGAUGUGCUGGAUCCAACUGUAAGACCUUGGCAGCCUCAGAGACCCGAGUCCAGAGGGACCUCAGAUGUUUCCUGCCAGAUGGCAAGACAGGCAUAUAGACACCUUCAAGUUAAAGUUGUCAGCUAUCCCAUUCUACCUUGGAAGUGGUUCGAGGCAAGCACCAUCUCUGUCCUGGAAAAAAUUCCAGUCUUUGCACCAGGGUAAAAUAAACAGGUUUUUACACUACAUUAUACUUUUGCUGGGACAGCCCUGUUACAAAAAGUGUUUAAUCAUCAGUGACUAAGACAAAUACUCCUUAGUUCAGGAAUACGCUCUUCCCUCAAAGACUUUAAAAGGUUACCACUGGACAAUAAGGAAACAACAUAAUUUCGAGGAAUUAAUGCUUAAGAGUUCUUUCCAUUCCACAGAUCAGCAGGUGGAAGCUCUGUCUCGAGCGGAAGGACAAGUAAGAACAGAAGAGCAGCUUUGCUGCUCUUUUGUGUCCUGCAUACAAAACCAGAAGGCAAAAGGUUUGCGCACAUCAUACCAUUGGGCAAAUUAUCUCCACGUUGCAGCUCAACACAGCCGCUACUGUUCCUUUGUUUUGGGACAAACUGCAUGAAGGAGAACUGAGGAGUGCUACAAUACGGUAAUACAGUACAUUUCCUAAAAUGUCUGGCUUAACAGGGCCCCAGGGAUUCACAGUAGGUGUGGGCAAGCCAAAGAGAGAAAGUGCAACAGCCCCAGCCCCUGAUGGAUUGCCAAAAGAACUCCUGAGGAGCCUGUGCCUCCUCCACACACAGGCUUUGCUUGGUCUCCUUUUGAGCAACCCUCGCCUUUCCCGUACCUGCCACAGCAGUUGCCUAUACAUUUAAAUACUUCAAUUAAUUACCAGCUUCUCAAGUUCAGGAACUAUUUUACCUUACUCAAAUAGUUUAUUUAAAAAUAUAUAUAUAAUAUUCUCCAAUUCAGAAAAGGAUAGAACUUCCCACAAUGUAACUUUUUUUUUUUAUAUAUAUAUAUAUAUAAAAUAUUUAUGCAUUCAGUGAAUGGAAACAGUUUUACUGUAUACAUUUUUAAUGUUGUACUCUAUGCAAAUCUGCAUUGCCUAAAAAUAUACUGUACUUCUGUAAAUCAAAACAAGCAGGGAAAAAACACUGUAGCUGUGCGCUGGGUUAUAAUACCUAACAGAAAUGGUACGAAAGUUCUAGUUUUGAAUUUCAGAACUCACAAACACCAGUUUACUUUGCGAGUGCAUAAAUAGAAGACUGAAUACAUUCUGGCUCUGUUAAGCUGAACUGUAGCAGAGGUUACAAAAUGUAAAUAUAUUUAUUAAUUUUCAGUAUUUCAGUGUUUCCAAGUCCACCUUUCAUGAUAGUGUUAAAUAAAUCAUGGUCCUAUCCUUCCAAACAUUUCAACACUCUUUAAAAAACAAAAUACAAACAAACAAUUUUUAAAGUGAAAUGUCCUCCUUCAUUGAAGUGUUAGAUCAUAUUUUAAAUUACUGCACUCCCACACAAUAUUUUAUAUAUAUAUAUAUUUUAAAUAUAUAUAUAUUUAUAUAUAUAAGGAGACCAAAUAGGAGACUACAUUUUUUUGCUGUCAAUAUGUUUAACAUCGCAUACUGUAGUUGUAUAAAACAUGCAUUUUCUGGGAUAAUUAUGAACACAUCGUGAAUGAGCCCACAUAAAUUAUAUUUUUUGUACAACUCCAAGUUAAAAAAGAAAAGUCAGAUUAAGUGCCUCUGAGGCCUUUUCUUCCCAGCUAUCAGUUCUCAAGACACACUACUGAAUUAUUAUCCAUGCCUACAGCUAUGUGCUAGAGAACCAGAUUUAAAAGUUUAAAAUACACCUACAGUAUGUUUUACUUAAAGUUUGUGACAGUCCUCGGCUAUUGUGUUGUGAAAUGUAAAAAUAAUCACAGAUUCUUUUCUUGUUUUCCAGAAAUAAAAAACACAUCUAGGAGAGUAUGCAAAGACAAGGCAAAAUGAAGUUUCAUAGCACUUAAUGAGGGUUAAUAUAAGUCAAUAACUAAUAUUGAGGUUUGCAAAAAGGGCUGGAUGAGCAGUUACAUGUACAAGCAAAUGGUCAGGUAACUCCCAAUGGUAUCACAUGUUGUUUCUGUAACCAACACUUCCUCCACCCUUAAAAAACCAAUCGAUAUACAUUCAAAAUAGGCUGACAUUGAUAUACUUAGUAGGUGUAAAAAUAGUGCACUAUUUUUUCUGCCACAAAGCAAAACUGCAUCCUCAGAGCUGGUAAACCUUCUUUUUUCCUUAAAUAGAGAGAAUGGGCAAAAAAACUCGGAAAAAAAAUUUAAAUUAAGGCAAUUAGACAGGUAAAACAGGACUGCCCAUGAUGACGUAGCUGAGACUAGUAUAUCCUUCAAACUUGUACUAGCUGCUGAACACUGACAUGCAGCUUCUGAUUGAUAGACGUGUAUGAAUGAUAUAAACUUCAACAUUAUGGCUUUAUACAAGUGCAUAGUUGCAACUGCAAUAAGUAACGGUAUCUGAUUAAUAAGCAUAAAAAAAUAAAGUGGAAAGAUUUUUAAAACCCUCUUGCAGUAUUACAGUACAAUAUAUAUACACAGUAUAAUGGUCACUUCUCACAGAUGCAGUCUGUAUCACUGUGGUGGAUCUUCCUCUUGCAGACAUGCUGGUGGCAUCUUUAUGAAAGCUGAAAAGUCAGUUUCUUCCAUUUUAAUAUUCAUUCUUCUCAAUUCUUUUAUGAAAUGUAGUGUAUGUCUUGCCAAGAAAGCUUUUGUGGAACAGAGUUUAAAAGGUUACCUAACAUAUCCUUUUACUAUUUGCCAACCAUUCCUCUUUUGAUCAGUCACUCAGGAGAAUAAAGGAAAACCAUCAGAGAUUAGUAAUUUAUAUUGCAGCAAAAAUGUAAACCUCUGAUAUAUAUAGCACAAUCUCUCAGGAAAAUAUAUAUAUUUUUAAUAUAUUUUGGGAUAUGUUUCAGUCUUGCUGUAACAGGAAGAAAAUUAUCACCUUGAAUUGUGUCUGCAUUCAUGGAAAGCAGUUAGCUGAAAAAGAAGCAGGAAGUUUGGUCAGUAAAUGCAACGAAUGUAAAUCUGACACAAAUAUACUUCCUCAAAGUCUUCAUUUAAGAUGGGCUCAUCACCAUACUUGGGGAAAACAUAAUUUCUCUGCAUUCGACAGCAUCGUUACUUAAGGAUAGCACAUCCUUAUGCAUUAUGAUCCCAAAUCGAUUAAACCCCCUUGUAAUGUAUGAGGGUAAAGUACAAUAUGCACAAUGUAAUAGUCACUUCUAAAAGAUUAGUAAUUUGUAAGCUUUUAAUACAUAAAGAUGCAGUAUAUUUAAUUAACAUAAUGCUCAUUAUUGUAAACACCAAGAGCUGGUAUCUCAUAUAACUGAGUAGACAACUGAGGUGCAACGCUACUGCUGCUGUCAUCGCCCAUUCUUUUAUAAGGCUGAGUCACACCUUACUUAAAAGAAUCCUUAGGAAUUUAACAUUUAGUUUGGUUUUUUUCCUGUGUAAACAUAACAUUGCAUCAACAUGUAAAAUGAUUAAACACUGAAAACUACAAAAUAGU